AACAAGGUUACAAAUCUACAAUCUCUUUUUGUUUCAUUGAAGAUUUUCCUACUUUCUUUUCCUAAUUUUUUUCUUUCUAUACUACGAUGCAUCCAUAUGUGCCAAUGCACAAGAUGUAUCACAUACCUAGCUCUAUAGGAAAAUGAUGUUACAACUUUUUCGAAGUUAUGUGAAACUAAUUUUAAAAAUAUUUUUAGGGUAAGAAAGGGUUAGUGCACCGAAAUAAGAGAGAAUAAUUACGGGAGUAUUUUCCACUAAACUUGUGAAACUAAUCAUUAAGUAACCUCCCGUGAAAAAAAAUAAAAUAAAAAAAAAACUAUUAAGUAACUUAUGCCAAACUUUGAUUUGUUACAUAAUUUUUUAUAGCCUUUUAUGUUAUACUAGUAAAUGAGUGGCACGUGCACCGGGUGCAUGCAAAAGGGAUUGUAGAUGCACGGUUGUUCAAUUGUCAUUUAAAACGAAUUUUUUGUAAGGUCACACGUAAAAUUAUACGAAGUAUUGAACAUUUUUUUUAUAGCCACAUAUAAAAUGAAUUUUAGAAAGUUGGUUUAUAUUUUAUGUAAAGCAAAUGUAAUAAUUGAGAUAAAAUCUUUUCUUAAAGUAAUAAUUUUCUCAAAGCAACGAUUAUUGGAGGUUUUUUUUUAGCAAGUGUUAUUGGAGGGAAAAUUUUUAAAACAAUGUUGCCAAGUGUCUUUAUGGUUUCGUCUUUAGUAAUAUGUAAUAGAUAGAUGAAUAAAGCAUAUUUGACAAUUGAAGUGGCCAACAUCAGCCUCUCCUACAUUUGGCUUUUAUAAUAGAGAUAUAUGUAAUAUAUUCACCCCUUAGCUUCCUCAUAUACUGAAAUAUUAUUUAUUUAGGAAUUGAGGGAAUAAGUUUGAUAUCUUUAUAAACCCUAUAAAUAGAACUCACUACUAUACCAACUGUAGAACACAAGUGAACAAUAAAAAUAAAAAAUAAAAAAAAAAACAAAAAAGUGUAGGUACAAAUUUUGUUAAAUUGCCUAUAAACGUACAUAUAUAAUACAACUCUAUGCGACUAUGCCUAGUGGAAGAGAUUCACUUGUUGUAGGACAAGUGAUUGGGGAUGUUUUGGAUCCCUUUACAAGGUCGGUAACUCUCAGAGUUGUCUAUGACAAUAGAGAAGUCAUAAAUGCUAGUGAAUUUAGACCUUCUCAAGUUGUCAAUCCACCAAUGAUUGAAAUUCAGGGUAAUGAUCCUAUGUCAUUCUAUACUUUGGUUAUGGUGGAUCCUGAUGCUCCAAGCCCCGGCAAUCCAUCCGAAAGAGAAUACUUGCAUUGGGCAAGAAAUCGUGGCAUACGAAAAUCCAAGGCCGUCGUUAGGCAUACAUCGACUUGUAUUUGCUGUAUUUUGUCACUCAGGGAGUCAAAUAAUCGGUGCACCAGGGUGGCGUCCGAAUUUCUUUACUAGAGAAUUUGCUGAAGUUUACAAUCUUGGCUCGCCUGUGGCUGCAACAUACUUCACUUGUCAAAGAGAAGGCGGUUACAGAGGAAGGAGGCGAAGCUAGGCUUGCCUGGAUUUAUGAUGCCUUAAAAACUUCUUUUUAUUGGAGCAUCAUGCAUUUUAUCAUUAUGUUCAACAACAAAACCAUCAUGUUGGCUAUUCUAGUUAGAUUGGUUGGCUUAAGUUCUCAAACGAGGUUUUACCAGAACAGGUGAGAAGUGUAAGCACCAUGAGGUGUGAUAAACUGAUAACCCUAUCGAUAUGAAUAAUA
Molecule: messenger RNA, 1731 nt
Organism: Chenopodium quinoa (quinoa)
Lineage: Eukaryota; Viridiplantae; Streptophyta; Magnoliopsida; Caryophyllales; Amaranthaceae
Product: protein TWIN SISTER of FT-like
Exons: 3
Coding region: 1038-1427 (129 amino acids)
Source: RefSeq, a predicted model, not a curated record